GGUCAGUGACGUCAACCUAAGGGGCGGGGCUGGAAACUCGUUAGUGUGCGUAUUGUCUCUGGUGCGCACAGGUGAUCAUCAGUGAGGCGGCGGAUCGGGGAGAACAUGGGCAAGCUUCAGGAGUUUGAGAUCGCGUUCGACAAAAACAAGGUGGUGUACAGUCCGGGCGAGUCCAUCUCCGGGUCCGUGACCAUCAAGCUGGGCCAGCCGCUGCUGUGUAAAGCCAUCAAAGUGAACUGCAAUGGUUUCUGUGGCAUCACCAACAAGGUAAAUGACACAGCAUGGACGAUGGAGGAACAGUACUUCAACAGCACCGUCUCUGUGGCAGACAAAGGAACCCUGAAACAGGGAGAACACACUUUUCCCUUCAAGUUUCUCAUACCAGGCACUGCGCCCACAUCUUUUGAAGGCAACUAUGGGAAGAUCGUUUACAGAGUGAGGGCUUUCAUUGACACGCCGCGCUUUGCUAAGGACUACAGCACAGAGAAGGCUUUCUACCUGCUAAGCCUUCUAAACCUGAAUGAACUGCCAGACAUAUGGGGAGCCUGCUCAUCUGAAGUGACCCAGCAGUUUACCUACAUGCUGGUGAAAACAGGCACAAUAGUGCUGAAGGCCCAGACAGAAAUGAAGGGUUACACACCAGGCCAGAUCAUCCAGGUUAUGGCAAACAUCCACAACCAGUCUGGGAAGACCACAGGCAACAUGGCUGCGAGCCUGAUGCAGAGAGUGACCUACGAGACAAAGAAACCCACCCAUGACGUGAGGACAAUUGCGGAUGUGGAGGGUGGUGUGGUGAAGGCCGGCAAGAUGGUGGAGUGGAAGGAGCAGAUCAUUGUUCCUCCUCUUCCUCAGUCCUCCCUCACUGGCUGCGAACUCAUAAAGAUUGAAUAUUAUGUCAAAGUCAGUCUAAAGUCUCCUGACGUCAUGCUGAUGUUACCCAUCCACAUUGGGAAUGUCUCACUCGACAAAAAAGUGCGGCCUUCCAAAAGAGCAGCUCCACCCUCCUCUGCUGCAGCUGAAGAUGUACCAGUCUCUACCUCUACACCUGACUCGUCCACCUCCACCGCUGCUACCACACCCACAGUGCCCCCUCGCUCUGCACCAAAACCUGCUCCCCGCCCCGCGCCACGCUCCAGGAUGUCCUCCCAUAAUUCCCCCAGUGCUCCUCCAGCUGAGUACCACCAGGGGGCAGAGGGUGGGAACGAUGGCUUCCCCAACAAACGCCAGUCACAGCUGGUGUCACCCAAUGCUUUCAGCUAUGCCCCUGGCCUCUUUUUCCCCCAGAACCAGCAGCCCAAUGGGCCCGGCCCUGCGCCUAGUCAGCCUGUCUUCAGUGGGUCCACGGUGACCACAGCACCAUACCCUCCCGAGGGUGCUAGCUCAAUGCCGGCGCCACUCAUCCUGCCUCCAGACUAUGGCAGCUCGACAUAUCCACAAGAGGCUCCUCCUUCUUAUGAUGAGAGCUGCAACACAUAAGGUGGGUGAAGAGGCGGGAACCUUCCACCAGGAUGACAAUCAAUUCAUGCUGAUUUCCAUCAAAAUGCAAUCCAUGUACCAUGUUGGUGCAUUUCCAUGCUUGAUGACUGCAAGACACAGUGGAAAUGUCAUCUGAUAUGUUUUAGGGGGUGCUGUAGAAAGAAUCUUCAUUUUGAACUGAAAUGAAGGUGAAUUGUACUAAAAAUGUUGCCCAGUGAACAAGUGUCUUCACUAAUCAAACAGGGAUUAUUCUGUCCUUCAUACCAGCCACAGCCAAUCAACACAACCUUUUUUUUUUUUUUUUUAAAAAAACUUCUGAUGUACUUUUAGCACUUUGAAUGAAAGAUAAGAGAGGGGGAAUGUGCAGAAAUGUUGUUGGCUCUGUUUUGUACAGGAACCAUGCUUUUAGUUGUGGAAUAUUUAGAUGGCAUCUGUGAUGUCAAGUGUGAAUGUUUGACGCAUGUAAACCUGGAAAACCAAACCCAUCUGCCUUGAAAUUUAGUCUGAAAGCCAAGUAAGAAAUUAACCUGUGAAAUUAGCUUCUUUAUUGAAAACGAGUGAAACGAUCUCUGUUCAUAUUUUUCUUUGAUUUGAGUUAAGAGUUUUAAUAUUUAAGACUUAAUGGGACAGUUUGUUUGGAACAAUCUUGUUUAAAAUGCCAUUGAUCAGGAGUUGACUAUUUUAUGAUGAUAAUGAACAAUCUAGAUACUGCUGUUGCCUUUAUCUACCUAUUGCUUUGUACGGGUAGAAUUUAUGAUCACCUUUGGCCUCUGAGGAUUUCUGCCUUGUUUGCUGUGUUUCUUCCUAGUUCUUGAACCAGUGUGGGAUGUUUCUCUACAUGAACGACAUCUCUUUUUUGGUCUGAAUUCUUUUAGUAGCUGUACAAUAAUGCAACAUCCCUCUCAGUUGAGGUUUUCUGUGGCCUUUCCACAUGUUCUGUCUUAAUCAUAGAAUUUUGAAAUAAGUUUUCAUGUUCCUUAAUUAAGUUGAAUCCAUCGAAUCUGCCGGAAGAUAAUGUUAUAUUUAUUUAUUGUGUGUUUUCCAACUGCUGUCUGGAAUCCAAUAAAUCUGUUAAAACCA
Molecule: messenger RNA, 2556 nt
Organism: Acanthopagrus latus (yellowfin seabream)
Lineage: Eukaryota; Metazoa; Chordata; Actinopteri; Spariformes; Sparidae
Gene: arrdc1a
Product: arrestin domain containing 1a
Exons: 8
Coding region: 106-1476 (456 amino acids)
Biological process (GO): protein transport
Cellular component (GO): cytoplasm
Molecular function (GO): ubiquitin protein ligase binding; ubiquitin-like ligase-substrate adaptor activity
Source: RefSeq, a predicted model, not a curated record